Molecule: messenger RNA, 2093 nt
Organism: Anoplopoma fimbria (sablefish)
Lineage: Eukaryota; Metazoa; Chordata; Actinopteri; Perciformes; Anoplopomatidae
Product: tectonic-1-like
Exons: 14
Coding region: 29-1843 (604 amino acids)
Biological process (GO): protein localization to ciliary transition zone; cilium assembly
Cellular component (GO): MKS complex
Source: RefSeq, a predicted model, not a curated record
AGAACCAUAGCAACGUUCAUAAACAAAGAUGGCGGUCUCUGCCGCUGCGUUUUGGGCCACUUCAAGACCAUUUGGUUUGUUUCUCUUGUACACUACCGUAACUACACAGGAAAAUACAACAAACUACGACUUAAAUACGACAUAUGAUACGGACAAUUACACCACAGAGUUUGACCCGACCACCCCGAGCUACAGCAGCACGGAGCGGCCCGUGGAGCCGACACCGUCCGGCCAGCCGCUGCCCGUCUCCGGCCGCCUGCUCACUCCCGUCACUAAAGCCGGCAGCGCGUGUCCGUGUGACGGGCACGAGGACGUGUGUGACGUGAACUGCUGCUGUGACGGAGCGUGCGGAGAGGAGGUGGCUCUGUUCACAGGCUGCUCUGUGGACUCCGUCAGCAGUGGCAAAAAGCAGCUGUGCAGCAAUGAUGUAGUCACCUACUCUUUAGGGAGCACGAUUGAUGGCUACUCUGAGCUACAGUCAUCUGUCCGGAAGGAGACUAAUUAUGAUGUCUUCUGCAUUCAGUCACAGAACCGUGUUGAUGGAUUAUCUCACCCCUCUCCUGCUCUUCCAACUGACAGCAACUUUGACUUACUCUUUAAGGAAUUCACCAACUUUAUUUUUGGCUCAGAAGAGAACAGUGGUCUGGGGACCCCUGCAGAGCUCCAGGCCUUGUCUGGAUACCAGUUUGGGGAUGUGAUGGUGACAGCGGGAGAGAGCGGAGAGAGAGGGAUGUUCUCGCUGCCAGCUCCUUUUGUCACUGCUGAUUGUGUUGACACCAGUCCUGCAGCGUUUCUAAAGGAUCAGAGCAGUCGGUGUUCUCGGCGUGUGGUCCUGAAGCAGGACUGCGGAUUUCUGCCCGCCCUCAGCAUGGACACCUACACCGACAUCCAGCUCUUUGCUGGGAAGACUCAAGAUGCAAUACUUGUUCCUGUGGAGUUGGCUUCAGUCGUCCUUCAGUCUGUGGAUGGGACCCAGACAGAGCUGAAGAUCAGUGGUGGAGAAAACCUGAGCCCUGUUCUCCUGAACCCCACCUUCUGUGCUAACGUGGUGCUGAAGGUUGCUUAUGUGACUAAGUACAGCCCAGCUGGUGAGAUAGUGAAUGUGACGGUGUCUCUGGUACUUGGAUUUGUCCGUGUAGCAGCACUGUCCCUGGAACAGGAGUUCCACAUCACAUUUGUCCAGGAGGAUGGGGAGGAGGCGGCCGUCCACUACAGUGGAAAUCCAGGUUAUGUGGUUGGACUACCUCUUGUGUCUGGAACAAGAACAGCAAAAGGGAUCACUCGGAGCGUCGACCCCAGAGACACAGUAUCUCUUCUCUACGGUGCUGAGGAACAGGACUGUCUGCAGGGACCGCAUCAGCGCUCCCCUGUCCUGUUCGGACUGGAUUCUGUGUCCGGCUGCACAUUAAGGCUGGAGGAUGCUGCCAACUGCACCCUGGUCCUUCAGGUUCUUUUGGAUGUUCUGAGGGGACCAAACCAUGCCAAGUUUGUGGCAUCUUUUGGAAACUCCCCGCUUGACCAUCCUCUGGACUGGCUGCAGUUUGAGAGCAACUUUAAUCCUGGGGAAGCACAGAGUUGCAGCAUCCCACUGUCGCUUCACUUAGAAAUUGAAUGGAGUAAAUAUGGAGCGUUGGAGAACCCCCAAGCUCAGAUAGUGAGCAUCAAAGAAGUAAUCCAAACCAACAUCACCAGUUUGGAUGUGUUGUCUGGAGGAAGCGGCAUCCUGUCCAUCAGGAGCUCGGUGGCCUUUGUACCAGUUUCUGCUGCUGCUCUUCCUGGUUACAGAGCCACGCCCACCAUCGACGCCAAGCUGCCCUUUGACUUCUUCUUCCCUUUUGUCUGAACACACAUGGAAAAAGGGAAACAGAGUUCAUGUGGACUCUUCUUACUUUUUUUGUCCUUCACUUUUGUCCGAAGAGUCAUUGAGGACUUCUCUUCCCUCUUUUUUCCAAACAGUACAUGCAGACUUCUCUUCCACUUUGUCUCAACAGUCCAUAUGGAUUCCUCUCACUAUUAUGUGAUUUAUUUACCAUACACCCUGUUACGACAACACGCACUCUUUGUAUGAUCUAUGUGUUCCUGUAUAUUGUGUG